AUGGCGUACACCGAUAGACAGGUCUAUGCACCAGGAUAUUUUUUAAAAGCAAAUUCCGAUGCAGCAGGCAAAAACAGAAAAUUAAACCACCAUAAUGAUCCAACAAUUACAAACAGAACCAACUUAGAUUCGAGUGCAGGGGACGAAACAAACACGAACAUGAGCACACAGGCGAGUGGAUAUAUUGACGAGUACAAAAGUAGUAGUUUCACGGAUGAUCCCAAAAUAAACGAGGAUGAAUGCUUUAUAGCUACUAUCAAGGGUGAUGAUGAAAGACUUGCGAGAUAUCUCGACGAUGUAAACACUACGGAUAAG
Sphaeroforma arctica JP610 is the source of this 315-nucleotide messenger RNA. RefSeq lists its product as hypothetical. Lineage: Eukaryota; Ichthyosporea; Ichthyophonida. The transcript has a single exon. The record is from RefSeq and is a predicted model, not a curated record. The annotation marks the transcript as partial.